Messenger RNA from Bufo bufo (common toad), 1728 nucleotides. RefSeq names its product gastrula zinc finger protein XlCGF26.1-like. The transcript has a single exon. Gene Ontology annotation, biological process: negative regulation of transcription by RNA polymerase II. NCBI's taxonomy places the organism in Eukaryota, Metazoa, Chordata, Amphibia, Anura, Bufonidae. Bases 1 to 1728 code for a protein of 575 amino acids. Gene Ontology annotation, molecular function: DNA-binding transcription repressor activity, RNA polymerase II-specific. The record is from RefSeq and is a predicted model, not a curated record.
AUGCUAAGACCAAAUUAUAAAGUAGAACAUGAAGAUCUUCCUAUUACAGAUCUAUCACAUAAUCCCCCUAAUCAUGAGGAACCUUCUGUUAACCAAUCACAGAUUGUUACCAGAAGUGCAGGUCAGAAAGGGCUCCAGCGUGGUAAAGAGUUUACAAAGAGAUCAAGUCACAGAACUACACACAGAAGAAUUCACAGAGUGGAAAAGCAAUAUUCAUGUUCAGAAUGUGAGAAAUAUUUUACGGAUAAAUCAAGUCUUGUUAAACAUGAGAGACAUCACACAGGAGAGAAACCAUAUCCAUGUUCAGUGUGUGGGAAAUGGUUUACAGAAGAAUCAACUCUUGUUAGACAUAAGAAAAUUCACACAGGAGAUAAACUGUAUUCAUGUUCAGAAUGUGAGAAAUGUUUUAAAAAUUUAUCAAAACUUCUUAGACAUGAGAGAAUUCACACAGGAGAGAAACCAUAUCCAUGUUCAGAAUGUGGGAAAUGUUUUAUAGAUAAAUCACGUCUUGUUCAACAUAAGAGAAUUCAUACUGGAGAAAAGCCAUAUUCAUGUUCAGAAUGUGGGAAACGUUUUAAACAAAGAUCACAACUUGUUUUCCAUGAAAAACGUCAUAUAGGAGAGAAGCCAUAUUCUUGUUCAGAAUGUGGGAAAUGUUUUCUACAGAAAUCGCAUCUUAUUCGACAUGAGAGAAUUCACACAGGAGAAAAGCCAUAUUCAUGUUCAGAAUGUGGGAAAUGUUAUAACGAUAAAUCACAUCUUGUUUUACAUCAGAGGCUUCACACAAGAGAAAAACUGUAUUCAUGUUCAGAAUGUGGGAAAUGUUUUGCACAAAAAUCAGAACUUGCUAUCCAUAAAAGAUGUCACACAGGAGAGAAGCCAUAUUCAUGCUCAGAAUGUGGGAAAAGCUUUACAAAUAAAUCAAGUCUUGUUGUACAUGAGAGAAUUCACACAGGAGAGAAACCACAUUCAUGUUUAGAAUGUGAGAAAUGUUUUGCAGAUAAAUCAAGUCUUGUUAAACAUGAGAGAACUCACACAGGAGAGAAGCCAUUCUUAUGUUUAGAAUGUGGGAAAUGUUUUAAACAAAAAUCAGAACUUGUUUCCCAUGAGAGGAUUCACACAGGGGAGAAGUUAUAUUCAUGUUCAGAAUGUGGGAAAUGUUUUAGACAGAAAUCAAAUCUUGUUACACAUAAGAGAAUUCACACAGGGGAGAAACCAUAUUCAUGUUCAGAAUGUGGGAAAUGCUUUGGCUAUAAAUCAUGUCUUGUCAAACAUGAGCGGAUACACACAGGAGAGAAGCCGUAUUCAUGUUCAGAAUGUGAGAAAUGUUUUAAACAGAAAUCAGAACUUUUUUCCCAUGAGAUUUAUCACACAGGAGAGAAGCCAUAUUCAUGUUCAGAAUGUGGGAAAUGCUUUGGCUAUAAAUCAUGUCUUGUCAAACAUGAGAGAAUUCACACAGGAGAGAGGCCAUAUGCAUGCUUAGAAUGUGGGAAAUGUUUUAAACAGAAAUCAGAACUUUUUUCCCAUGAGAUUUAUCACACAGGAGAGAAGCCAUAUUCAUGUUCAGAAUGUGGGAAAUGUUUUGCACAAAGAUCAAAUCUAGUUACACAUGAGAGAAUUCACACAGGAGAGAAGCCCUAUUCAUGUUCAGAAUGUGGGAAAUGUUUUGCAGAUAAAUCAGGUUUUGCUAAACAUAAGAAAAGUCACACAGGAGAGAAGCAGUUUUGA